This is a messenger RNA of Melozone crissalis (California towhee), 2772 nucleotides long. Its product is annotated as mucosa-associated lymphoid tissue lymphoma translocation protein 1 homolog. NCBI's taxonomy places the organism in Eukaryota, Metazoa, Chordata, Aves, Passeriformes, Passerellidae. The coding region runs from base 61 to 1953 and encodes 630 amino acids. The record is from RefSeq and is a predicted model, not a curated record. Gene Ontology annotation, molecular function: cysteine-type endopeptidase activity. The transcript has 14 exons. Gene Ontology annotation, biological process: proteolysis.
GGAACCGCCGCGGGGCCGGCCGGCGGCCGCCCGGGCCGGGGAGGAGCCGCCGGAGAAGCGAUGCAGGAAGCCAUUACCAUAACGGAGCAGCCGGUCUCUGUCUCUGUCCCGGUGGGAUAUUCCUUCACGCUGCGGUGCCGAGCCCAGGGACGUUCCCCUCUGCAGUACCAGUGGUUCUGUCAGCACCAGUCUGACUGCCGCCUCAUUCCUGGAGCAACCAACCAGGACUUGCCCAUCAUUGCAGAGCAGACCCAGCUCUACACCUGCAGAGUCAAUGACCUCCACAGAAAUGCUGUCUUCUCUGACUGGGUGAAGGUAGAGGUCCAUCAGUGUGUUGCCAGAGGUCUGCCCCCUCGGCUGUGGCAAGGAGAGCCGGUGAUUGUGCUGAACCCCCAGGAGCAGCGGGUGGAGGUGGGGCAGCCCCUGCAGCUGCAGUGUGCUGCCAUGGGGGUGCCAGCCCCCAGCUACCAGUGGUACCACAAUGGGACACCCCUGGAGCAGCAGAAGAGGAAAAAGCUCCGGAUCAGCCACAGCAGGGUCAGUGACUCUGGCACGUACCUGUGCUGUGCCUCCAACAGGCAUGGGGAGCACUGGAGCAGCGCCGUGGACGUUCACAUCGGUCUUUGUGACUCUGGAAAGUUUUUUGCUACAGGCAAAAUAGCACUUCUGGUGGGCAACAACCGUUACCAGCAUCACCCCAACCUCAUGGCCCCUGUGAGGGAUGUGUUUGAGCUGAGGCACCUUCUGGAGCAUCUGGGCUUCCAGGUUGUGUCCCUGCUGGAUCUCAACAAGGCUGAGAUGGCGACAGCGGUCGCUCAGUUCCUGCAGCUCCUGGGCAAGGGAGUCUAUGCUGUGUUCUACUAUGCUGGGCAUGGCUAUGAGCAUCUGGGGAGGAACUACAUGGUCCCUGUGGAUGCUCCCCAGCCCUACGCCCCUGAGAACUGCAUCAGCGUGCAGAGGAUCCUGCAGAAGAUGCAGCAGCAGCAGACAGCCCUGAACAUCAUCCUGCUGGACACCUGCAGGAAGUGGUACAACCCAGGACGUGCCCUGUCCCAGGUGCAGCCCCUGGAGCCCUGGGGGAACACUGUCUAUGGCUAUUCCACGAGUGAAGAUGCAGAGGCCUAUGAACUGCAGGAUGGGGAGUUUAGCUCUGGGAUCUUCAUGAAAUACCUGAAGAAACACAUUCUGCAAGAGAAGAAGGUUACACACAUGCUGGAGGAUGUGUUAGAAGACAUUGGCCGUGAUCCCCUGGUCACUGGGAAGCAGGUGAUGGAGAUCAGGCACACCCUGAAGGAGGCCCGGUCCCUGACAGACCCCAUCUGUGCCUCGGGAGCAGCCGCUGAGCGCUGGGGACACGGCCAAGAGCUGCCGAGCAGAACGGUGACGUUCCCGUGCGGGGCGCGGGCGCAGCUCCGCUUCCUGCGGCUCUUCUCCAACCUGAUGUUCGUGUGUGCCAAGCCACUGCCACCCCUGGCACACAUCACUGAGCCCCAGCUCCUGCUCCACCAGCUCGAGACAGAUGCUGUGGCCAUCCAGAGGGAGAGCUGUCUGGACCACGUGGAGACUCUGCUGGCCUCUGUGUACAAGAGGGAGGAGCUGGACUGCAUCUUCCAGCUUUGUGCACUGCAGAAAAUUGAGACAGAUGUGGUCCUGCAGCUGGAUUUGCAUUACACCCAGCCAAGCACAAACCAGAGGACUUGUGAAAGCCUGCAGACCACGCUGCAGAAAUCCCUGCUGAGGCAGUUUGUGUGCCAGAGGAAGGACUCCCAGCCUGCCCCUGCCCAUGUGUGCCCACAGGGUGCCCCGGGGCUGGGCACUGAGCCCAAGGGCUCCCUGGGCACGGGCUCUGGGCACAGCUUGCCCAGCAGCAGCCCCUCCACCUUCAGCAGUGAGCCUGAGGAGAACGAUGAGAGCGAGCUGGCUCUGCCUGGCCCGGGGCAGGGCAGGCCCUGAGCCCAGCCUGGGAGCUGCUGCUCUGUCACUGAGGCCUCAGCCUGAGUGCUCAGUCUGGCAGAACCCAUCAGUGCUUCCCAGCCCUGGCACAGCCCUGUGUGAGUGAGGCCAGGGCUGCUUUUUUGGAAAUGUUUCUCCUGUGUGUGCUCUGCGGUGUGCAGGGCCUCAGCUCCCAGUGGGAAUGUUCCCUGUCCUGUGGGAGCACUGGGAUCAGCACGGAGUCAUUGUGGUGUCUGGCAGGGGACACAGCCACCCACCAGUCAUAACAGAGCCAGGCAAAAAGGGAUUUGCUGCAGGGCAAGGGCACAGGCUGGUGUUUUCUGCCUGGAAACAAAUGUAGCUGCAUUGGGAAGCCCACAAACACUACAGACCCCUCUGGCUCAAAUCCCAGCCACCACUGCUGAUGUCCCCAACCCGUGCAAGGGACACAGGGCUGCACUGAGGGAACCAGUGAAACAGUGCAGGCUCUCCACGGGUCCCAGUGUGGUUUCCUUGUCAAGGCAGGUGUUAAGUUAUGCAUUUAUGUAUUUAUAACAGGGGGGAGGCAGUAGCUUGCCAGGAAAGGAAGGUCAGAUGUUCCAUGCAGUGUGUUUACACUGGAGCAGGAGCAGUGUCCAGGCAGGUGCACUGACACUGCCCCUUCCAGCAGGACAUUAAAGGGUGUUCAGCCCUCUGCAGCUCCAAGUUCAGGUGCAGAAUGUCCUACAGGAGAGGUGGAAUGUACCAGGAUUGAGAAAGGAUAACCUCAGAAAAGCUAUUAUUAAUGCAAAUUGUUCUGUGUGUGUGCCUGUCUGUGCUGUGGACAGCCUCAGGCACUAU